Molecule: messenger RNA, 1952 nt
Organism: Pecten maximus
Lineage: Eukaryota; Metazoa; Mollusca; Bivalvia; Pectinida; Pectinidae
Exons: 4
Coding region: 83-523 (146 amino acids)
Source: RefSeq, a predicted model, not a curated record
GUACAACGGGUUAAAACCUAAUAUAUUUAGUUCACUUUAACACACAGUAAGUUAGGCUUUUGUUAAACACUGUAAUAAAACAAUGUUAAAAUUUAGAUCCGACGCUUCCUCUACAGUAAGUGAAUCUUCUGAAAAUAGAUGGCGAAAAGUUGUGAUCGCCAUGGAUGGAAGUGAACAGGCCAAGUACGCCCUAAAAUGGUAUGUUGCCAAUAUAUACCGGCAGGGGGACAGAAUAAUCUUGGUACAUGCUAUGGAACAUCACCUCGCUAGACUCCUUACAGAUACCGAAAAGGACACAGACAGAAGUUCAAAGGCGGACGAAGAAGAAAGAAGAAAACUGAAAGCCAAGCUAGACUCUUACCAACAACUCCUUACUGACUUCAAGUUGAUGGGAGAAAUCAAGCCAGUUUCGGAUAAGACACCAGGAAAGGCCAUCCUGUCGGCUGUAGAGGAGCUACACGCUGACGUGCUGGUCACCGGGAUCACGUGGUCAUGGUACUCUUCGACGGGCCAUACUGGGUAGUGUCAGUGAAUACCUACUACACCGGAUACAGAUACCUGUGAUCAUAUGUAGAGAACACUCGUCUGAAUUGUGAUCAUCUGUAGAGAACACUCGUCUGAAUUGUGAUCAUCUGUAGAGAACACUCGUCUGAAUUGUGAUCAUCUGUAGGGAGAACUAGACUGACUCGUGAUCAUCUGUAGAGAACACUCGUCUGAAUUGUGAUCAUCUGUAGAGAACACUCGUCUGAAUUGUGAUCAUCUGUAGAGAACACUCGUCUGAAUUGUGAUCAUCUGUAGGGAGAGGGCUCGUCUGAAUUGUGAUCAUCUGUAGAGAACACUCGUCUGAAUUGUGAUCAUCUAUAGAGAACACUCGUCUGAAUUGUGAUCAUAUGUAGGGAGAGCGCACCUGAAUUGUGAUCAUCUGUAGGGAGAGCGCACCUGAAUUGUGAUCAUCUGAAGGGAGAGCUCGUCUGAAUUGUGAUCAUCUGUAGGGAGAGCGCACCUGAAUUGUGAUCAUCUGUAGAGAACACUCGUCUGAAUUGUGAUCAUCUGUAGAGAACACUCGCCUAAAUUGUGAUCAUAUGUAGGGAGAGCGCGCCUGAAUUGUGAUCAUCUGAAGAGAACACUCGUCUGAAAUGUGAUCAUCUGUAGGGAAAGCGCGCCUGAAUUGUGAUCAUCUGUAGGGAGAACACGUCUGACUCGUGAUCAUCUGUAGAGAGAGAGUUCGUCGGGCGUGUGAUCAUUUGUAGGGAGCAUCCGUCUGAAUUGUGAUCAUAUGUAUGGAAAGCUCGUAUGACUUGUGAUGAUAUGAAGAGAGAGUUCUUAUGACUUGUGAUCAUAUGUAGAGAGAGCUCGUAUGACGUGUUAUCUGAUGUAGAGAGAGUUCGUCUGACUUGUGAUCAUCUGUAUGGAGAGUUCGUAUGACUUGUGAUCUAAUGAGGAGAGAGUUCGUCUGACUUCAGAUUAUAUGUAGAGAGAGCUCGUCUGACUUGAGAUCAUCUGUAUGGAGAGUUCGUAUGACUUGUGAUCAUCUGUAUGGAGAGUUCGUCUGACUUGUGAUCAUCUGUAUGGAGAGUUCGUCUGACUUGUGAUCAUCUGUAUGGAGAGUUCGUAUAACUUGUGAUCAUCUGUAUGGAGAGUUCGUCUGACUUGUGAUCAUCUGUAUGGAGAGUUCGUAUGACUUGCGAUCAUAUCAAGAGAGAGAGUUCGUCUGACUUGUGAUCAUAUGUAGUGCAUGCAGGGAGAGUUUUUCGUGUGCGUGAUCAAUGUACCCGAUAGAUUCGCAUAAAUCAUAGGUUUUAUUAAAGCGUAUGCCAUAACGUCGAAAGCUCUUUUACGAGAAGCAGCGACUUCAAGGUUAAAACUUCUCAUUCUUGUAUGUAUAAUGAUUUCACUUCUGUGAUAAAAUACAUAACCAAAGCUAAGUCUUGGUAAUAAAAUGUGUGAAUUCA